ACAGCCAUGAGUGUGUCCAGUGACCAACCAGAUGAUGAGCUCACUAUCCCUCGAGCUGCAAUGAACAAGAUGAUCAAAGAGCUCUUGCCAAAUGUACGUGUUGCCAAUGAGGCUCGGGAACUGAUCCUGAAUUGCUGCACUGAGUUUAUCCACUUGCUGUCCUCCGAGGCUAAUGAGAUUUGCAACCAACAGCAAAAGAAAACAAUCAAUGCUGAACAUAUACUAAUGUCAUUAGAUAAACUUGGUUUUGGUGACUAUAGAGCGGAUGCAGAGGCUGUGCUCAAAGACUGCAAAGCAAUGGCAGCCAAGAAGAGAAGAAAAAGCACCCGCUUAGAAAACCUUGGCAUCCCAGAAGAAGAAUUACUCAGACAGCAACAAGAGCUUUUUGCAAAGGCACGAGAACAAGUGGAAAUGGUUGAGCAGCAGCAGUGGCAGAUGCUGCAAGCACAAGCAGCAGCUGCUCAACAACAACAGCAGGAGCAACAGGCAAUUGAUGAAGAUGAAGAUUAUUCUUAAACUGUGACCCCAAACCAGCUUGUCAGAUUUUACAAAGAAGUCUAACCAUAUUAUUGUACUUAAAGUUAAGUUCCCCAAAAAUACAAUUUUGUUAUAUAUAUGAAUUUUAUUUGCAGAAUUUAGUUUUGUGGAUCUGCCAGCUGGGAAUAUAAUAAUUUUCCCAGAUACAGAUUGUGAUUUGUUCCCACAUACUGGAGAGAUCAAGAUCAUCAUUGCAUAUAGGUGUACCAAAGUAUAUCAGGAAAUUUGAUUGAACAUGAAACAAUUAUUUAUAUUAUGCAUAACUAUAUGGCUGGGAUAUAUAUGUAAUAUAAUCAAAUGUUGCUCCAUUUAACUGAUUCUUUAGUUAUGACGUAAACAGUGAAAAACAUAUCUUGUAUGUUUAUCUCCAUUUUUUUUUUUUUUUUUUCUGUGGAUGAAAUUGUUAAAAAGCUGAUCAGUGUAUAUUCCAUCACUUUAUGUAAUUCUUUGUAUUGCUUUUUUCUGGUUUCAUUGUGAUUUGAUAUAUUUCAGAAAUCCUUUUAUCAAGUCCUAUAGAAAUAAUUAUAUUCUUAUUUUUUAUUACCAUUUGGUAACUAAAUGAUUACAUUAAAGUAAUUAAUACCUGAUUAUUUGCUAAUGAAUGUUUUUGACUCACAAAAUGAUCAGUCAAAUUAUUUGAGCAAAUUGUUCAUUCAGAUGACAUUCUAGAUAUGAGAGGAAGUAUGACUAGAAAUUUACUUACUAAGAAUUUGUGAUAAGAGGAACACUCAGCCAAUCAGUAUAUUGCAUUAUACUAUAAUAUUUGGUUAGAUUUUUCUUUUUCUAUAAGUUGUCAUUAUGUUUUUUUGGAAUUUCAUUCAGAUGUGUUAGACUUACUUUUAUAAAAAACAAUUAUUUGUUACACAAGCAAUUAUAUAUUAUUUUUCAAUAAAAGGAAAAUGUAUA
Molecule: messenger RNA, 1443 nt
Organism: Penaeus chinensis
Lineage: Eukaryota; Metazoa; Arthropoda; Malacostraca; Decapoda; Penaeidae
Gene: NC2beta
Product: protein Dr1-like
Exons: 3
Coding region: 7-516 (169 amino acids)
Biological process (GO): negative regulation of transcription by RNA polymerase II; positive regulation of transcription by RNA polymerase II; RNA polymerase II preinitiation complex assembly
Cellular component (GO): negative cofactor 2 complex
Molecular function (GO): TBP-class protein binding; core promoter sequence-specific DNA binding; protein heterodimerization activity
Source: RefSeq, a predicted model, not a curated record